This is a messenger RNA of Paramuricea clavata, 425 nucleotides long. NCBI's taxonomy places the organism in Eukaryota, Metazoa, Cnidaria, Anthozoa, Malacalcyonacea, Plexauridae. The record is from the annotation of a GenBank genome assembly.
AUGAUUGUUAGCAUCAAAGCAGUGAAGGUGAUAAAGGAAGAGGAACAUAAGAAAUUAAUAGAGCGGUUUGUCAAUAUUGUUGAGGAUGCUCAUCAAGACCUGCCAAGGCUUGGCCUUGAAAAAGGAAUCACCACAACUAGUUCUGUCAGUAUUACAUAGAGAAAAAAUUACCAUCCGAAAAGAGUGGGUCGAAACUAGUCAGCUUUGACACAAGCAAGGUCUAUAUGAAAAAAAAGUUUCCAAAUCUCCUGAAAUUUUUCCUUAAUCAGAAAAAGGCAAUCGAGUAUGAUGUAACCGUAGGGGCAAGCAGUGUACAGUCAGUAGGAGGAACAGUCUGUCGAUCUUCAGUUACUAGUACCGAGAGAGCAGGAGAUGAUGCAGAAUCAGACGAGAAUGAGCAAAGGGGUAAAGAUGAUAGCUCAUGA